AUCGCGAUUGACUCGGAAGGCCAACGCAACGUGACACCACAAGAAGAUGGACCUCACGGGAUGGCCGCCCAUGCCAACGGCCGUCGCGAUUGUGGUGUUGUUGCUGGCCUGUUAUUUAAUCCGUCUCAACCAGUUGCUGCUCCGCACCCCCGACGAGGUCCGGAAGUUGACGCCAACGCGAUGGACGAAAGACCUACUCUUUGACACUUACCGGCGGAUGGAAAACCGCCCGGUCACAACCGGCAGCUAUGCCACACGCAUCCCGCCGAAGCUCGAUAGACGCUACAUCGUCACCGGCGGCUCUGGUCUUGUGGGAGGCUACAUUGUCCUGCAGCUCCUUGAGCGGGGCACCCCUCCAGAGGCCAUCCGUAUCGUCGACUUCCGGCCCCCCAACCGAGCCGACAUGAGCCACGGACCGGCCUCGGAAGUCGAUUUCGUCCAGACCGACAUCUCGUCGGCCGAGGCGACGGACAAGGCGUUCAGGAAGCCCUGGGAUCCGUCAAUAGCGAAACUGCCUCUGACUGUGUUCCACACGGCCGCCGUUAUCGUUCCCUCGGACCGCUCUAAGCUUGUCUAUGGCUUCUGCGAGGCAGUCAACGUAACGGGCACCCAGAACGUGGUCGACGCCGCGCGGCGGGCCGGCGCUGACGUGCUCGUCUCCACGACGUCCGGCAGCAUCAGCAUCCGGCCGGUUGAGUUGUUUGUGCCCCCCUGGAGACUGUGGUCGAACGGCGGCGGGAGCUGCUGGCCACGCCACUUCUGGCAGGUCCUGGACGUGAAGGACUUCUUCGAGCCACUCCGGCCGCACGAGCAGUUCUUCGCCAACUAUCCCGCCUCGAAAGCCGCUGCCGAGAGGAUUGUGUGCGCGGCGAACUCCAAGGAGCUCCGCACCGGCUGCAUCCGCCCCGCCAACGGAGUCUAUGGCAAUCCCACCGACAACACCGUCGGCGGGGCGCUGGCAAACGCUGUCCUCCCAACGUGGACCUCCCAUAUCGUCCAAAGCUUCGUCCACGGCAUCAACGUGGCCGUCGCCCAUCUCGACUUCGAGGCCAUCCUCGCUGCGGAGGACUCGGCCUCGCGCCCGCAGGCGGGACGCCCGUUCGUCGUCACUGACCCCAACCCCCCAAUUACCUACAGUGAUCUGUACUUUCUCGUGCAGACUCUGGCCGUCACGCCGUUCCGCAUCCUCUCCCUCUCGCCCGUCGUCAUGGUCUUGCUGUCGUACCCCAUCGAGUGGUACUCCCUGUUGCGCGUCAAGUACCCAUUCGUGGGCCGUCUGCUCCCCGAGCUCACCGGCGACGUGAAGCAUCUGAAACCGGGCAUAUUCUCCAUCUGCACGCACCUCGUGGCGUCCAACGCGGAGGCGAGCCGGCCGGUGAGCGAAGGUGGGCUUGGAUAUACGGGCGUGCUGACGACGUUGGAGGGCAUGGUGCAGGAGGUGGUGGAGUGGAACCGCGAUCAUAAAGACGUGCCGGGAACGCGAAAGGCGUACCAGACCAGUGUCUCGCUCGCGGACGAGAUAGCCAAGGCUGCCGCGGCUGCUAAGUUGGUCGCCGGCGGCUAGAAAGCUCACCUGAAUACACAUUCAGUACAUGUAAUAUAAGGGUAGCCGCCGUCUUCCGUUGCUGCUGUCCCCUCAUCCGCGGCUUAGGUGAAGUCAGUACAACAACAGUUGCGCUUCUCCGAGGUGGA
This is a messenger RNA of Thermothielavioides terrestris NRRL 8126, 1692 nucleotides long. RefSeq lists its product as uncharacterized. The record is from RefSeq and is a predicted model, not a curated record. Gene Ontology annotation, molecular function: 3-beta-hydroxy-Delta5-steroid dehydrogenase (NAD+) activity; 3-beta-hydroxysteroid dehydrogenase [NAD(P)+]/C4-decarboxylase activity. NCBI's taxonomy places the organism in Eukaryota, Fungi, Ascomycota, Sordariomycetes, Sordariales, Chaetomiaceae. Gene Ontology annotation, cellular component: endoplasmic reticulum. Bases 71 to 1564 code for a protein of 497 amino acids. The transcript has 4 exons. Gene Ontology annotation, biological process: ergosterol biosynthetic process.